Molecule: messenger RNA, 582 nt
Organism: Guillardia theta CCMP2712
Lineage: Eukaryota; Cryptophyceae; Pyrenomonadales; Geminigeraceae
Exons: 2
Biological process (GO): pyrimidine deoxyribonucleotide catabolic process
Molecular function (GO): 5'-nucleotidase activity
Source: RefSeq, a predicted model, not a curated record
AGAUUCAUCCUCAUCGACAUGGACAACACGAUCGUUGAUUGGGAUGAAGAGUUUCUGCGGAGGUUUAACGAAUCGUUCGCUGACCUUGCAAGCAACCUGGCCAUUGAAGAGUUAGUGAGGAACAGAAAGCACUUUGAGAUUGAGGAUAAUUUCCCUGAGUAUGUCAGGCCUGCUGUCCUCCAAGUCAUCGCUCAGCCCGGGUUUUAUCGCUCCCUCCGACCUCUUCCUGACGCCAUCGAAGCCCUUCAAGAAAUGCUCGCAGAAGGGUUUGACGUUCGGCUCGUCACGGCACCUCAUCCCUGUUGUCCUGGUGUCUGUUGUAGGGACAAGUUUGCAUGGCUGAAGGAGUACCUGGGCGAUGAAUGGCUUCAUCGCAUGAUAUUGACAAGAGACAAAACUCUCAUACUUGGCGACGUGCUGAUUGAUGACAAACCGAAAAUUACGGGCUGCUGCAUCCCCAUAUGGAAGCAUAUUAUCUUCGAACGUGCUUACAAUGUGGAUGUUCAAGAUCGUACACGCAUUCGUGCAUGGAAAGAGUGGAAGAAAAUACUCCGUGAAGAAAAUGAGACGUUAAGAUGGUGA